GUGUGCUCACGUAAAUCCAACCAGGACUCGUAACGUAGAAAAACGCUUGUAGAAAUUUGAAAUUUAGGUCUUGUAGAAAUAGAGAGCCUUCUAGUGAGGGUCUGUUCAUUUUCUUUGACUUGGGUCUCGGUGAUUAUGGAUUACCCACUGUAUGAGAACUCUGACGUCUUGUUGAACGAAAAUUCGAACUCCGAAGAAUCCUGGACGAUCCUCAACGACUGUAGUAGCAUGGACAAUAACGAAUAUUUCGGGUGGAAAAUCGAUGAACAAAAUGAGCGGGAAAAGGUCACUCGCAAGAGGAAGUUGUCCGGUAGCCUAGAAGAGCGCAAACCUAAACAGAGCAGCUUCAAGCUGGCCAAGGAUCCUCUUUCCAUUGACGACAAAACCGCUCCCGUGAAGAAGACUUCUCUGCAGAAGGGUACAGCUAAAAUGCCUCACUGGCAAGUUGAGGAUUAUGCAGAUCUCAAUAACGAUAUCGAAACUUCUCUAAAUCUUGGCACAGAACUAGCCAGCAAUACAUACAACGUCAGCGAAGCCAUUCUUUCUAUAAAUGGUAUGACAGUUUUCAAACAAGAAGCACCUUCUCCUACAUCCACCGAGAUGCCACAUCUACAAGUAGUCCGACAGACCCGCCAAAGUCCAACUUCCACCCAGCAGAACAAUCCUGUGAACAGUACCAUGGAAGAUAACAGCCAGAACAUGUUCAACAAUACGAUCAACCAGUUGUUGAGUCAGACCGCUCUAGUGAACCUGCAGAAUGUUAUGGACAAUAAUAAUUUGACAAACUCACCAAAUUCACAAGAUAACUAUGCAGUUUCAUCGACGAAUUACAAUUUAAUAAUCGAAGACUACAGAUUUCAGUACGUAUUGGCGGCGGCAACAAGCAUUGCUACUAAACAAAAUGAAGAUACUCUGACUUACCUGAACCAAGGACAGAGUUAUGAAAUUAAACUUAAGAAACUAGGAGACCUGUCUCUGUACAGAGGGAAAUUGUUAAAAUCUGUUAUUCGCAUAUGUUUCCAUGAACGCCGAUUGCAAUAUAUGGAGAAGGAGCAGAUGGAAUCUUGGCAAAAAGCUAGACCGGGUGACAGGAUUUUAGAGGUGGACGUCCCUCUUUCUUACGGAGCCUAUGAUAUUAUUCAACCAACAAAUGCAGUGAAUCUAGUUCACUUCAACUGGGAUCCUACGAAAGAAGUUGGUGUUUAUAUUAAAGUUAACUGUAUUAGCACUGAAUUUACCCCAAAGAAACACGGUGGCGAAAAAGGUGUUCCAUUUCGCAUCCAAGUAGAGACUUACCAGUACCCCGAAAACACAAAUGGUACAAAGAGGUUACAUGCAGCUGCUUGCCAAAUUAAAGUUUUCAAGCUGAAAGGGGCCGACAGAAAACACAAGCAAGACAGGGAGAAAAUCAUGAAGCGCCCUAUUUCUGAACAAGAAAAAUAUCAGCCCAGCUACGAAUGUACCGUGCUGAAUGAUUUACCUAAUGAUGCAGUGUUAGCUACCCCACCUAUUACACCGGUCAGUCCAGAUCCACCUGAUAGCAGUCCACAAGGACAAAGGAAUCAAGUAGUUGUACGAGUAGAUAAUCCAGUUGGACCACCUCCAACAAAUGGUGUAAAUCCUCAGAAAUCCAUUCCUAAUACUGUUCCCACUGAUACAGAUAAAAAGGAAAGUCCCGUUUCUACUGUUUUAAUUAGCAGCAGUAAUAAUAGUAAUAAUACUCAUCUGACCCAACAGUCUUCUCCCGAAGAGACUGUUCAGUGGCUUUCGAUGAACAGAUUUGAAAAGUACAGUCAAACUUUUGCAAGGUUUUCUGGAGAUGACAUGCUACGUAUGUCACGAGAUGAUUUGAUACAGAUUUGUGGUGAUGCCGAUGGAAUAAGGUUGCACAACGCUUUACAUUUAAAAGCGAUUGCGCCCAAGUUGAAAAUAUAUGUCCGCCGUGAAAACUCUUCAGUGUUUCAUGCCAUCUUUCUCUCUUCACACAGCAACAUUGAGUUGCUGAAGAAGUUAUGUUCUGUGACAGGAGUGUCUCAGGACCAAGUGCGUGAUAUAUAUAUGGAGGGACCGCAGUCCAUUCAUGUUCAAUUGAGUAACGAUGUUCUGCAGCAUAUCAAGGAGGAGACCAUGUUCUCCUUACAGGUGAUGCAAGAGCAAAGCGGCUAUGUGCUGCUGCUUAAACGCACCAGAACAUAAAGUGCAUCUUACUGCACUUGACAAGGACGUUUUACUAAAAACGAAGACUUUUGUAUGCCGUCAUAUAUUUUGAUUAUUACUUACUAUAAUAAAACGAGAAAUAUUUUA
Molecule: messenger RNA, 2304 nt
Organism: Anoplophora glabripennis (Asian longhorned beetle)
Lineage: Eukaryota; Metazoa; Arthropoda; Insecta; Coleoptera; Cerambycidae
Gene: gem
Product: transcription factor CP2-like protein 1
Exons: 10
Coding region: 136-2196 (686 amino acids)
Biological process (GO): regulation of transcription by RNA polymerase II
Cellular component (GO): nucleus
Molecular function (GO): DNA-binding transcription activator activity, RNA polymerase II-specific; RNA polymerase II cis-regulatory region sequence-specific DNA binding
Source: RefSeq, a predicted model, not a curated record